This is a messenger RNA of Arabidopsis thaliana (thale cress), 2803 nucleotides long. RefSeq names its product secretory 1A (gene SEC1A). Gene Ontology annotation, biological process: vesicle-mediated transport. The transcript is spliced from 21 exons. Lineage: Eukaryota; Viridiplantae; Streptophyta; Magnoliopsida; Brassicales; Brassicaceae. Bases 434 to 2455 code for a protein of 673 amino acids. The record is from RefSeq and is marked reviewed.
CACAAAGUGAAACAAAGUGUGAUUGAAGAAGAAAGAAUGCAAAUUAAGUAGUGAAUAAGAAAAACUGCAGGCCUUGGGACUAUCUGCAUAACUAAAAUAUAUGGUUCAAAUCCAAUCCAAUGAAGCAUUUUACCAAUAAAUCUAAUUCUAACUAAAGGAUCAAAUUCAAAGUUUUUCUUGUAAACAAACAUACGUAAAGGAGGUAAGCUUGGUACAUGAGAAAUAAAAAUAAUAUUUAAGUUAGUGGUGAAGAAAGAAGGGAAGAAGAGCUAAUUUGAGAAGAGAGAAAGGAAAUCUAUUAAUAGUGUUAGUGUGUUCCCAAUUUGUAAGCGGAGCCAUACAAACAAUUUGAUGAAUUGAUGAUGAAGAUGAAAAUGAAAUCACUCCCCGUCUCCUCUUCAUCUUCUUCUGAAUUCGUACUGUUUGGUUACCAAUGUCGUUCUCCGAUUCAGAGUCAUCCUCUCACGGAGGAGGAGGAGGAGAUUACAAGUUCUUUCGUCAGAUCAGCCGCGAUCGAUUGCUCCACGAGAUGCUUGGAUCUACCAAAACCGGGGAUUCUAAAGCUUGGAAGAUACUAAUAAUGGAUAGAGUUACGGUCAAAGUAAUGUCUCAGUCUUGCAAGAUGGCUGAUAUCACUGAUCAAGGCAUUUCCUUGGUAGAAGAACUUUUUAAGAGAAGGGAACCAAUGCCUGGCAUGGACGCUAUCUACUUUAUCCAACCUUCCAAAGAGAACAUUGUCAUGUUUCUAUCCGACAUGUCUGGCCGGGAACCCUUGUACAGGAAGGCAUUUAUCUUUUUCAGUUCCACUAUCCCCAAAGAAUUGGUCAAUCACAUCAAAAGUGAUUCUAGCGUUUUACCACGCAUUGGUGCUUUACGCGAGAUGAACAUGGAGUAUUUCCCCAUAGAUAAUCAGGGAUUUCUAACUGAUCAUGAGCAAGCAUUGGAAACGCUCUAUGCUGAAGAUGCUGAGAAUUCACGCCACUUUCAUAUUUGUUUGAAUAUUAUGGCUACUAGAAUUGCUACCGUAUUUGCUUCCCUCAAGGAACUACCCUUUGUUCGGUAUCGAGCUGCUAAGUCCACUGCUUCGAGGGACUUGGUUCCAUCAAAGCUUGCUGCUGCAAUUUGGGACUGUAUCUCAAAAUAUAAAGCCAUUCCCAACUUCCCCCAGACCGAAACAUGUGAGCUGCUCAUUGUGGAUAGAUCAGUGGAUCAGAUCGCUCCUAUCAUACACGAAUGGACCUAUGAUGCUAUGUGCCAUGAUUUGCUUGACAUGGAGGGGAAUAAACAUGUCAUUGAGGUUCCCAGUAAAACUGGUGGGCCUCCGGAGAAAAAGGAGAUAGUGCUUGAAGAUCAUGAUCCAGUGUGGCUUGAGCUUCGACACACACAUAUAGCAGAUGCUAGCGAGCGUUUGCAUGAGAAAAUGACCAACUUUGCUUCAAAAAACAAAGCCGCACAAAUGAGAUCAAGGGACGGUAGCGAGUUGUCUACACGAGAUCUACAGAAAAUAGUUCAGGCUUUGCCGCAAUAUGGAGAACAAGUUGACAAACUCUCCACUCAUGUAGAGCUAGCUGGAAAAAUUAAUAGAAUAAUCAGAGACACAGGACUUCGGGAUCUUGGGCAGCUGGAACAAGAUCUUGUUUUUGGAGAUGCAGGUGCCAAGGACGUUAUCAACUUUCUGAGGACGAAUCAGGACACAAACCCGGAAAACAAAUUACGGCUUUUGAUGAUUUAUGCAACAGUGUACCCCGAGAAGUUUGAAGGUGACAAGGGUGUGAAGCUAAUGCAGCUUGCUAGAUUAUCACCUGUGGAUAUGAAGGUUAUAAGCAACAUGCAAUUGAUAGCUGGAUCCCCAGAAAACAAAGCUAAGUCCGGUAGUUUCUCCCUCAAAUUUGACGCUGGAAAGACAAAACAAGCAAACAGGAAAGAUCGAUCUGGUGAAGAAGAAACAUGGCAACUGUUCCGGUUUUAUCCCAUGAUCGAGGAGCUGCUUGAGAAACUCGUGAAAGGCGAUCUAUCUAAAAGCGACUAUCUAUGUAUGAACCAAUCAAGUCAUAAGGAGGAGAGUGAAGCAAGAACAGGAUCUGUCAGGAAGAGUUCUGCUCCUACAGCGGUUCCAGAGAGAAAAGCCACCCCUCAUUCUAUGAGAUCAAGACGAACUGCAACUUGGGCGCGUCCUCAUUCUUCUGACGAUGGAUAUUCCAGUGACUCAGUGUUGAAAAGUGCUUCUACGGAGUUCAAGAAGCUGGGGCAACGCAUCUUUGUAUUCAUAAUUGGUGGGGCAACUCGAUCCGAGCUCCGAGUUUGCCACAAGUUGACAAGCAGUUUGAGGAGAGAAGUGGUACUAGGCUCCACUAGUUUCGAUGAUCCCCCACAGUACAUCACGAAGCUGAAAUUGCUGUCGGAAAAAGACAUACAAGGGGCUCCUGCUCAGCCCUUCAAACCACAAUACUGGUGAAUUUGACACAGCUUGAGUCUCAAAAAUGUAUUUAGGAGAAGUAAAAAAAAAGGCUAAUAAUUUUGCAAUUGAAAGAAGAGUGGAUAAGUAAACCUUGUCCAGAGACAAGACUUGGGAUCAGGUUAGUAGAAACGUUAUGGUGAAGACUUAUUUUUUGUUCUUGCUUCUCCUUGACCCCAAACCGUCGCCUUUCCCUUAUUUUUUUUCUUCAUAUGGGUCAUUUGGUUCAUACUCUAUAUACUUUUGUGUCACAAUUUAACUCUAUAUAUUAGUCUCUACGUCGACUUAAUGGAAAAAGUGAAGAUGAUAGCUUCUAAUUUGCUUUAUUUAUUUAUAAACUUUUGGCUA